Arachis duranensis is the source of this 682-nucleotide messenger RNA. RefSeq names its product transmembrane ascorbate ferrireductase 2. NCBI's taxonomy places the organism in Eukaryota, Viridiplantae, Streptophyta, Magnoliopsida, Fabales, Fabaceae. Gene Ontology annotation, molecular function: oxidoreductase activity. The record is from RefSeq and is a predicted model, not a curated record.
GUCCAUCCAGUGUUGAUGGUGAUUGGGCUUGUUCUGAUCAAUGGUGAAGGGAUGCUUGCAUACAAGACAUUAUCUGGAACAAAAAGCUUCAGAAAAACAGUGCAUCUCACAUUGCAGUUUCUGUCUCUAAUUUUGAGUUUAAUUGGUGUCUGGGCUGCUUGGAAGUUUCACAUUGACAAGGGCAUUGACAAUUUCUACAGCCUGCAUUCCUGGUUGGGCCUUGCAUGCCUUUUCCUAUUCUCCAUCCAGUGGGCUGCCGGAUUUGUGACAUUUUGGUACCCGGGAGGUUCAAGGAAUAGCAGAGCUGCGCUUUUGCCAUGGCAUGUGUUCUUUGGCAUCUAUAUCUAUGGUUUGGCUAUAGCUACUGCUGCUACUGGUAUUUUGGAAAAGGCGACAUUCCUUCAGACGAACAAUGUUAUAUCGCGCUAUUCCAGCGAAGCACUACUGGUCAAUACUUUAGGCAUCUUGAUUGUCAUUUUAGGCGGCUUUGUUAUUCUUGGAAUCGUUGCUCCAUCUGGUGGUAAAUCAGAAACCACAAGAGGAAAUGAAUAACUAUACUGAGUGUAUAUGAUUGAAAAAAAAAAAAAAGAAACAUGAACAUGUGUAUUCUCUCUAAUACAACAUUACAUGGAUGUAUGAACAAACUCUUUAAACAUGUAUACAGGCUUUAUUUUCUGUUCAA